Messenger RNA from Protopterus annectens (West African lungfish), 3060 nucleotides. RefSeq names its product threonyl-tRNA synthetase 1 (gene TARS1). Bases 138 to 2297 code for a protein of 719 amino acids. The record is from RefSeq and is a predicted model, not a curated record. Gene Ontology annotation, biological process: threonyl-tRNA aminoacylation. The transcript has 19 exons. NCBI's taxonomy places the organism in Eukaryota, Metazoa, Chordata, Ceratodontiformes, Protopteridae. Gene Ontology annotation, cellular component: cytoplasm. Gene Ontology annotation, molecular function: ATP binding; threonine-tRNA ligase activity.
UCAGUCUUGGAAUGGCUUCCCUCGUGUCACGUAUUUCUUUUCUUAAGGUUGCAUCAGCUAAGCCGGUUGGUGAUUGGGCUUCCAGUGCUGGUUAGGAGUGAGGUUUAUCGUUUUUUUGGUUGAGUUUGGAUCUGAUCAUGUCUGAAGAAGUAGUAGAGCAAGUUAAACAAAUGACAUUAGAUGAAAAAUGUGCCGGUAAAUCUGCAAAACAAAAAGAAAAGAAAAAGAAGAACCAAGAUGAUGGGGGUGGAUGUCGGGCAGAGCUGAACCCAUGGCCUGUAUAUAUAAAUGAACGUUUGGAACUGUAUAAAAAACUGAAAGCUGAACAUGACAGUAACCUAGCAGAAAAAUCAUCAAAGGAGUCCAAGCCUAUUAAAAUCACCCUACCUGAUGGUAAACAAGUUGAUGGUGAAUCGUGGAGGACUACACCUUACCAAGUUGCCUGUGGGAUCAGUCAAGGUUUGGCUGACAAUGUCGUUGUAGCCAAAGUAAACAAAGAAGUUUGGGACCUGGAUCGACCUUUUGAAGAAGACAGCAGUUUAGAACUGCUGAAGUUUGAAGAUGAAGAAGCCCAAGCUGUGUACUGGCACUCUAGUGCCCACAUUUUGGGGGAAGCAAUGGAGAGGCUGUAUGGAGGAUGCCUUUGCUACGGACCACCUAUUGAGAAUGGAUUUUACUAUGACAUGUACCUGGAAGGAGAUGGAGUUUCCAGUAACGAUUUCCCAUCCUUGGAGGUUGUGUGUAAGAAGAUUAUGAAAGAAAAACAGCAAUUUGAGAGGCUUGAGAUUAAGAAAGAAACCCUUCUUGAAAUGUUCAAGUAUAACAAAUUCAAAUGUAGAAUUCUAAAUGAGAAGGUAAACACACCUACUACAACUGUUUAUAGGUGUGGUCCAUUGAUAGACUUGUGUCGAGGGCCCCAUGUCAGACAUACUGGCAAAAUCAAAGCUUUGAAAGUACACAAGAAUUCUUCCACUUACUGGGAAGGGAAGGCAGAUAUGGAAAGUUUGCAAAGGAUAUAUGGAAUUUCAUUUCCUGAUUCCAAACUGCUGAAAGAAUGGGAACAUUUUCAAGAAGAGGCUAAAAAUAGAGAUCACAGGAAGUUGGGAAAGGAACAAGACUUGUAUUUCUUCCAUGACCUGAGUCCUGGAAGCUGUUUCUUCUUGCCUAAAGGCGCCUACAUAUACAACACUCUCAUUGAAUUCAUUAGGAGUGAAUACAGGAAACGAGGGUUCCAGGAGGUCAUUACACCAAAUGUUUAUAACAGCAAACUGUGGCAGACUUCCGGUCACUGGCAGCAUUAUUCAGAAAAUAUGUUUGCAUUUGAAGUAGAAAAAGAGACAUUUGCGCUGAAACCAAUGAACUGUCCAGGACAUUGCCUAAUGUUUGAUCAUCGCCCAAGAUCUUGGCGGGAACUUCCACUGCGUCUUGCUGAUUUUGGGGUUCUGCACCGCAAUGAGUUGUCAGGUGCAUUGAGUGGUUUGACUCGAGUGCGGCGAUUCCAACAGGAUGAUGCCCAUAUCUUUUGCACAGUUGAUCAGAUUGUAUCAGAAAUAAAAAACUGUUUGGAUUUCCUACGUACUGUCUAUGAUGUGUUUGGAUUCACAUUCAAACUAAACCUUUCUACUCGUCCUGAGAAGUUUCUUGGUGAAAUAGAAAUGUGGAAUCAAGCUGAAAAGCAACUUGAAGCUAGCCUUAAUGAGUUUGGUGAGAAGUGGGAACUGAACCCUGGAGAUGGAGCAUUUUAUGGACCCAAGAUUGAUAUCGAGAUCAAAGAUGCUAUUGGCAGAUACCAUCAGUGUGCUACAAUUCAACUAGACUUUCAGCUGCCUGUUAGAUUUAACCUUACUUAUGUAAGCCAUGAUGGAGAUGACAAGAAAAGGCCAGUUAUUAUUCAUCGUGCCAUUUUGGGAUCUGUGGAACGAAUGAUUGCUAUUCUGACUGAAAACUAUGGUGGAAAAUGGCCACUGUGGCUCUCUCCUCGUCAAGUGAUGGUGAUACCAGUAGGACCAUCAUGUGAUGAAUAUGCCCAGAAGGUUUGUCAACAGUUUCAUGAUGCUGGGAUUAUGUCAGAUGUUGAUUUAGACCCAGGAUGUACACUGAACAAGAAAGUCAGAAAUUCACAGCUUGCCCAAAAUAAUUUUAUUUUAGUUGUGGGUGACAAAGAAAAAAACAGUGGAACAGUAAAUAUUCGUACAAGAGACAAUAAAGUGCACGGUGAGCGUACCAUUUCUGAAACUAUCGAGCGACUACUACUACUUAAACAGUCUCGCACAAGAAAUGCAGAGGAGGAAUUCUGAAUCUGUUUUUGAUCAAACAUGAUAUAAAAAUGGAUGUAUAACUUGAUAGGUGCAAGGAAUAAAACAGUGAAUGUAAAAGUAAAUUACAAAUGGUAGGUUGAAGUUUGUUACAUUGUACAUUAGUUCCUCAGAGCAGGAGAAGAUCAAACAUUCUCAGGGAUAGUGUGUAGCUAUGUAAGCAAAAAAUAAAUUCUGUUUGUAAACCUUAAAGGGGCAGAUAAAUUCAACUCCUCAUGAUUUUGGCAGAUGUUCUCCCAAAUAAUGUACAUGAUUUUGGCAGAUGUUCUCCCAAAUAAUGUACAUAUGUAGUAAUAAAUGCCUUUCCAUAAAAAUUCUGAGAAUGAAAACUGUCAGUUGAAUGAGCUAGAACAUUUUUCUACUUUCUGAAUCUGAGCUAUCAGAAACAACUGUAAAUGUAGCAUUUACACAGCAACUUUUGGAACGUCAUUAUGCAAAGGAUCAAACCAUUUUAUGAAGUUUCUUUAUAUUUAUAUUUGUUAAUGCAAAACAUCAUGGCACACCAUAGUCUGGCAGCAGAUGUUUUAACUACACUGCAGACAUUUGAGAUUUUGUGAUCUUGCUUACUUUGAAGUCCUUUCCGUAGCUCAAAGUAAAUUGGAUGUGUGGAACUCACUUAUAAUGCUAUGUGCAGAGCUAAGUAAUGCUGUUAAUCUCAAAACAAAGAAUUUUUCAGAUGCAGAUGUUCAGAAAGUAACUGUUUAUAAAAUAAACCUUUUAAUGCUAAAAUGUCUACCAGGUUAAA